Molecule: messenger RNA, 877 nt
Organism: Crotalus tigris (Tiger rattlesnake)
Lineage: Eukaryota; Metazoa; Chordata; Lepidosauria; Squamata; Viperidae
Gene: CEP20
Product: centrosomal protein 20
Exons: 3
Coding region: 149-751 (200 amino acids)
Biological process (GO): cilium assembly; microtubule anchoring
Cellular component (GO): ciliary basal body; motile cilium; centrosome
Molecular function (GO): protein binding
Source: RefSeq, a predicted model, not a curated record
CAGCAUUCCCCCCCUCUGCCGCCGCCGCUGAGUCAGGCCGCGCUGCGAUUGGCCGGGGGCGGGCCAAUGGGGGCGAAGGGCGAGCUUCGGUAGCUCUGGGCGUCGCUGUCCCGGUCUCUCGCGGGCUUCCGGCCCCGCCCCUCUCAAGAUGGCGACCGUCGCAGAGCUGAAAGCGGCCCUGAAGGAGGCGCUGGCGCGGCGCGGCGCGCUGGGGCAGGUUCGGGCCCGCGUUCGGGCCGAGGUCUUCGCCGCGCUGGACGAUCCGGGAGAGCCGCGCCCCGCCGCCCCCCGCGAGACCCUCCUGCUGAACGAGCUCAUCCGCGAGUACCUGCAGUUCCACCGGCACAACGCAAGCGCCUCCGUCUUCCUAGCCGGCCACUUUUGUAUGGAAUUCUCACUCAGCUGUUACAAGGCAAUGAAGAGAAGCCCCUCACACACAUGUUCCCCAGAGCCCCCUCAUUGGCACCUUCAAAGUGGACUACCAGCAAGCCAUCUAAUUAAAGCAACCAAAUGGGUACAGCACCCACAAACUGACAGACAUGUGAAAAUAAUAAUAAUAAUUAAUAAUAAUAAAAACCAUCUGUGCUGCCUGACUCCCAGUGACUUUGGGCAGCUCACAAGUUACAGAACAAUCAGUCAACAAUGGGUCCUCCUCACCAAGACCUGGGUGAAGAGCCAAGUCUUCAAGGCUCUUUUAAACAACGCUUGUCUUUCUUUGAGUCACAUAUUGCAGUCUGUGCUUGGAUACUAAUGUGUUAAUGGCUUUAUCUUAAAUUUCAGAAACUGUUGCAGACUCAGAACAUGGUGUGCGGAUUUUGAAGAUACAUGGGGUUCACAAGGCAUUCAUAAAUAAAGUAACCACAUUUUUUUAUGAAUA